This is a messenger RNA of Caenorhabditis elegans, 595 nucleotides long. The record is from the annotation of a RefSeq genome assembly. NCBI's taxonomy places the organism in Eukaryota, Metazoa, Nematoda, Chromadorea, Rhabditida, Rhabditidae.
AUGGUUUGCAUUUUCCGCGACUCAUUUUUAGAAUCUGAUAGAUUUCUCGCAUAUGCACUUCAUUCUCUCACAUCAAUUGAAAUUCCUCUUCACAUUUUUGGAGCAUACCUGAUAUUGUUUCACACACCGAAAACUAUGCAAAAUGCAAAACUUAAUAUUUUGCUACUCCAUGUUGUCUGCUCAAUUAUGGAUGUUCUUAUCACAAGCGGUUUUGGAUUUUAUAUAUGGAUUCCAUCACCAGCAGGAUAUCCAGUUGGACUGAUGACCCAUCUUGGUACACCUACGAAAGUUCAAUUUCACAUGACACUUUCUGCUGCCGCAAUAUUUUCAUACGUUUCAUUAUUUGAGUUCCGUUAUAAUACUUUGGUGCGAUUCAAUAUAUCGAAAUGUACAAAGUUUAUGAGAGUUUCGUGUUCUUAACAACUUUAUGAUGCUUCUUAUGGGAACUAAUGGAUUGUGGACAAUCCUGGCAAUGAUAUUAGUGCACCAACCCUAUCGUGAAACUGUGUUAAGAUGUUUUAAACAAGAGGUACGUGCAGUCUCAAAUAGAUUCGGUCGUGUGUCAAUUUGGGAAUCUCGUGUGAUUUCGCAAUGA